Molecule: messenger RNA, 2127 nt
Organism: Naumovozyma dairenensis CBS 421
Lineage: Eukaryota; Fungi; Ascomycota; Saccharomycetes; Saccharomycetales; Saccharomycetaceae
Gene: SAT4
Product: serine/threonine protein kinase SAT4
Exons: 1
Coding region: 1-2127 (708 amino acids)
Biological process (GO): protein phosphorylation; intracellular signal transduction; intracellular monoatomic cation homeostasis
Molecular function (GO): ATP binding; protein serine/threonine kinase activity
Source: RefSeq, a predicted model, not a curated record
AUGACUACUAAUAUUGAUCCAUCUACUGUCAUUACAAAGAAAAACAACAUCUCAUCAAAAGUGAAAAAGUUAUUUGGUGGAGGAACUGUUAAACCAUUGACGACUACUCCAAAAACGAAUAAUAACACCGACAAGAAAAAGGAAAAUGGCAAAAAUAUUAAUAAUAAUAAUGAUAUGACAUCUUCUUCGUUAUCUAUACCUUCAACGGACAUGAAAACAUCUAGUAGCAUUAUAUAUAACAAUAAAAAUUUGAAAGCUGUGGCAUCAAAGACGGGUUUGCUACACGAAAGUAGCAUAAAAAAUGAUAUCAAAAAGAAACUGGAUAAGUAUGAACAAUCCUUUGAUCUUUUAUCAUAUUCUCCAACACAUUCAAGCUAUUCUUCCUCUGGCACUUCAUCUUCAUCCAACGUGUCUUCUGCUAAUAAGGCUCAUAUCAAUAAAAGUAAUGCUUCCAAGAAGAACAAUUCUCAUUCUCAUCCUCAUUCUCAUCAUCACCACAACCGUCAUGCCACUCAGAACACUUGCACUUAUUAUGAAAACGGUCGUCUCCAUGGAACUCCCUAUCCUAUUGCUCCUCCUCCUAGUUCUUACUCUUCUACUUCUACCGCUAAACACAGCAAGGAAUCCAUAGUAAGGGAGUUAAAGGAUCCGAAAAAGACAGCAAUUACAAGAUUACAAAAAGAGAUAAUAUCUCCUUCCACAGAACCAUCAAAGGCAGAGACAAAAGUUGCCAAAAAGUCAACUUCAUGCUCGACAUCCGCAUCCUCAUCCUCAUUAAAGACUAAGAAGAAUGGAUUCGUAGUACUUGAAAAUGGGCACCACCUACAUAAUCUAAAGAAGACAAAAAGACAAGAAAAAUUAUCAACAAUGAUAAAAAACAUGAUGGGUGGAUCACCAAGUCAAAGAUUGAGAAAUGAAGCCAUAAGUGCUGUCCCUGAUAUUAUCGAUUUACAAAACGCUAAUGCUACUCCUCCAAUUCUGUUAGCUAAUCUUUUGAAACAAAUGGAAAUUAACGCUAAGAAUAAUGCUGCAGCGAAAAAAAAGUCCAAAUCUAAGUCCAAAUCUAAGUCCAAAUCUAAAUCCAAAUCCGAAUCACAAAAUGAGAACGAAUCCGAUGCGACUGCCAAUCUUUUUAAAGGUAAGAAACUUCCCACAUUUGGUGAAAAAUAUGGAAAUUGUCAAGAGGUCUUGGGGAGAGGAGCAUAUGGUACAGUAAGAAUCUGUGUGAAAAAGAUACCAAAGGAGCUAACAAAGGAGCACAGGAUUACCACUGACUGUAUUGCAACAAAACAACAACAAGCUAUAAGGGACAAGAAUAAAAGCGGUGACACUGAAGUCGAUGAUGGAAUGGUUACGCUUUAUUAUGCUGUUAAAGAAUUUACUAUAAGAUCAGGUGAAAACGAAAAAAAGUAUGCUACAAGGUUAUGUUCAGAAUUUUGCUUGACUGCAUCAUUACAACAUACUAAUAUUAUUAGAUCAUUAGAUUUAUUCCAAGAUAUCAAUAAUAAAUUCUAUCAAGUGAUGGAAUAUUGCUCAGGUGGUGAUCUAUUUUCUUUGAUCGUUGCUAAUGGGAAAUUAGAUUAUAAAGAAGCAGAUUGUUUCUUUAAACAAAUAAUGAGAGGUGUUGCAUUUAUGCAUGAAGUCGGAGUUGCUCAUAGAGACUUAAAACCUGAAAAUAUAUUACUAACUUCGAAUGGGACCUUAAAAAUUACUGAUUUCGGUAAUAGUGAUUGUUUUAAAAUGGCAUGGGAAGGAAAAGUAGCUUUAAGUGGUGGUAUUUGUGGGUCAUCUGGCUAUAUCGCACCAGAGGAGUAUAUUCAGGAAGAAUUCGAUCCAAGACCACUAGAUAUUUGGGCUUGUGGUAUUAUUUAUAUGGCCAUGAGAUUAGGUAAACAUUUAUGGGAUGUAGCUAAAAAAGAGGAUCCCCUUUAUAUGAAGUAUAUUAAAGAUAGGACGAAAAAAACUGGUUAUGAACCUAUCGAACGUUUAAAAAGGGCGAGAUGUAGAAAUGUUGUUUAUUCGAUGUUAGAUCCUGUUUCUAAUAGAAGAUUAACAGCUAAACAAGUUUUAAAUAGUGAAUGGGGUAGAGAAAUCGUUACAUGUCUUCAAAGUCGUUCCAUGAAAUAA